Molecule: messenger RNA, 831 nt
Organism: Exaiptasia diaphana
Lineage: Eukaryota; Metazoa; Cnidaria; Anthozoa; Actiniaria; Aiptasiidae
Exons: 1
Coding region: 1-831 (276 amino acids)
Biological process (GO): DNA integration; DNA recombination
Molecular function (GO): DNA binding
Source: RefSeq, a predicted model, not a curated record
AUGUAUGGUGUGUGUGCAUUGCCCGCUAAUGGGGCUCACGUGGCGCUGUAUUUAAGCGAGCUUAUGAGUCAGGGCAGUUCUCCAGCACCAGUCCUAUCUGCUACUUAUGGUAUAUCAUGGGCCCACCGGAAGGCAUUGGAACCUGACCCUUGUCAACACCCAUGGGUCCCUCAGGUGUGUGAGGCAGCUAAAAGGCUGUUGGGGCGUCCACCAGUCAAGAAGGAGAAUCUCAAGGUGGGCCAUGUUCAGGCUAUUGUGGAUCAGUUCGGGUAUUUUGGAACCAGCUUGGCAGAUCUGCAGACUGUCGUCAUCAUCUUAGUUGGUUUUGCAGGUUUUCUCCGUUGGAGCGAUCUGUCUGGUAUUCAGGUGGAGGGUAUGCAAUUCCACGACACCCACAUGGACAUCAUGCUAGGAAAGCGAAAGAAUGACCAAUACAGAAAGGGUAGUAUGAUUCCUAUAGCCCGUACUGGAUCUGUUUAUUGUCCUGUCUCAAUGAUGGAAAGGUUCAUUGCAAGGACCAAUACUUCAACAGGGCCCCUCUUUCAAGAAAUUAAGAUACAGGUAGGUAAUCAGAAGCUAUCUCACAACAAGCUUCGUUACUCCUCAGCAAGGUCCCAAGUCCUUCGCAUGUUCAAAGCUAUCGGAUUAGAGGAGAAGAAAUUUGGCCUACAUAGUUUGAGAGCUGGAGGAGCAUCAGCUGCGUCGGAGGCAGGAAUACCUGAGAGGCUAAUUUCAGCUCAUGGAGGAUGGAAAUCUGAGUCGUCUCGCAACGGUUAUAUCAGGGACAACAAGCAAACCCGUGUAUCUGUUUCUAAGGCACUGGGACUGUAG